UCUCCGGGCUCAGAGAGGAUGCUGGCACCUUCCCUCCGGACAGUAAGGGACGCGGGCGGAGAGGGGACACCCCGGCGACUUCUGCCCAGCUCUCAGCUGACUAAACCGACGAGGGAGUGAGAGACGCGCCGUCGCCAUGGAGAAGCAGAGCAGACUGGACAAGGAGGACGGGAUGUCGAAGGAGGAGAGGCGCAGAGACAAGAAGCCCAGAUCCGGGAAGCUUUUCCGCGUCAGGUCGCUGAAGUCCGUGGGGAGCUUCGUGAACAGGAUCUUCAAAACUUUGGGCACUUUCACCCACUUUGGGGACGCCGCUGACGCGCGGGACGCGGAGGACGACGACGGGGGGUUUCGGACUAAUGGCGCACCUUGCACCCUCAGCGCCAGCUCGGGGGUCAUGGUGAAGGAAGAUGCGCAGCAGGCGGGUCGGGAUCGUCCGGUGAAAGCCCCUCCGUGCACCUCCUCUCUGUGCGCGGGCGGAGAGAAACUCCUCCACCAGUACGGAGACAAAAUCCCCGGGGUUCUGGGUCUGAAGAACCUCGGGAACACCUGCUUCAUGAACGCCGUGGUCCAGUGUUUGAGCAACACGGAUCUGCUGGCGGAGUACCUGGGUCUGGAGCGGUACCGGAUGGACCUGGACCAGAACGGGCUGGUGAAGGGAGAAGUCACGGAGCACCUGGCAGCUCUGGUCAGGGCUCUGUGGACUCUGGAGUACACCCCACAGCUGUCAGUGGACUUCAAGACUGUCGUGUCUAAAUAUGGGUCACAGUUUCGUGGUAAUUCCCAGCAUGAUGCCCUGGAGUUCCUCUUGUGGUUGUUGGAUCGUGUCCAUGAAGACAUCAUGCUGGCGUCUCACAACAACAACAACAAGACAAAAGGUCCUGGAAAGGAUACCAGUGGAGCUGAGGAGGUGCUGUGCUCGGAUCGGAUCCAGUCCCAGCAGCCCAGGGUCCAGCACAGUUUUGUCCAGGAACAUUUCCAGGCUCAGUACAAAUCCUCCCUGACGUGCCCGCAUUGCUUGAAACAGAGCAACACCUUUGACCCGUUCCUCUGCAUCUCUCUACCCAUUCCCCUCUGUCAGACCAGACUGUUGUGUGUCACUCUGGUGUUCAGCACCAAAGGACAGCGGUAUCUGCGGGUUGGGCUGGCGGUGCCUCUCUUUGGUUCGGUUGCGUGCCUGAGAAGGAUGGUGGCUGAUGAGGGGAAACUUUCCCCAGACCAGGUGAUCCUGACAGAGGUUUACUCCACAGGGUUCCAGCGCUCCUUCUUUGAUGAAGACGAUCUAACAAGCAUAGCUGAAAACGACGUCAUCUACGCUUUCCAGGCUCCACCGCUGUACAUCAGAGGGGGCUCUGCACGCAUCUCAGGGUACCACCACAGCUUGCCCUCGUCUCCGUACGCCACUGGUCCUGAGGGUCAAAGGUUGCCGUCAUCUGGGGCAUUAUCGUCAGAGUUCCUCAACCACGGAGUCCCUGUAAAGAUUCUGCUGCUGGUCUGUAACGCUGCUGGAGCGGGCCAACAAACCGCCAGAUUUGGACCACCAUUCCUAAUGAGGGAGGACAGGUCUAUUUCCUGGGACCAACUUCAACAAAGCAUCCUCAGCAAGCUUUAUUACCUGAUGAUCAACGGAGCUCCAGCUCAGAAUACCAGAGUACUUUUCAACAUCCGUGUGGUGGGAGGAUCACCGUUUUACAGCUACUUGUCACCUCAGGAUGGGCGGCCGCUCCAUCAUCCUGCUGUCGACAGAGCUCUGAAGCUGUGCGGCUCAGGAGGACCUCCUCACGUGAAGCUCGUCAUCGAGUGGGAGCACAGAGUCAAAGACUGCCUGUUUGGAAACAUUCACGAGGAAGUGGUGAAGGACGCGGACAGCGUGAGGAAUCUGCAGCAGCAGCACGUCCAGCAGUUCAGCUGCACUUUAGACGAGUGCUUCCAGCUCUACACCAAAGAAGAGCAGCUUGCCCCAGACGAUGCCUGGAAAUGCCCCCACUGUAAGCAGCUGCAGCAGGGCAUGGUGAAGAUGAGCCUCUGGACCCUGCCGGACAUCCUCAUCCUCCACCUGAAGCGCUUCAGACAGGUGGGCGAGAGGAGGAACAAGCUCACCACGUUUGUGCACUUCCCCCUGGCGGGCCUGGACAUGACGCCUCACAUGGUGAACCGCAGCAAGGCUCCACAGCAGGUCCCCCUUCAGCCAGGCUGGAAGCACUCCAGGAAACCGGACCUGGCUCCUCCGGACUUCCUGUAUGAUCUGUAUGCUGUCUGCAACCACCACGGAGGGAUGCACGGUGGUCAUUACACAGCUUUUUGUCGUAACUCUGUGGACGGUCAGUGGUACAGUUACGAUGACGGCAACGCCGAGUCUGUUCCAGAGGCGGAGGUGUGCACACGUGGAGCGUAUAUUCUUUUAUACCAAAAAAGAAGCACCAUGCCUCCCUGGUCGGCAAGCUCCUCAGUCACUGGUUCUACCAGCUCAUCGGUCUCUGACCACUGGCUGGUCCGACUCAGAAGGGGGAGUGAGAGGGGCAGCGUGGUUUCAGGUGAUCCUGCAGCUUUGGAGGCCGUGCAGGCUUCAGAGUCUCCUGAGCUGCCAGUCUUUAGAGAUGAAUGCAUCAAAAGAGCCGAAACGGACGGAUCUGGAGUCAACCAGCUGGUUCGAGGGACCCAGGUCAGGAGUUUAAGCAUGAGGUCACCGGCUAAACCCAAGGAUACCCUGAGCAAAGUUAUCCCACUGAGGUGGUCCUUUGGGUCCAAAGACCGCAUCAAGCACUCAGGUCCAACUCAGUCUGGAGAGCUGGUGGAGUACCUGGAAUCUGGACGCCGACCACGAUGCACUAAAGACCCUAUCAUCGCCUUGGUGGCCACUCCGCCUUUGAGGGACACCCGAGGAAGAGUCGUCGAAGUGGGUCAGGACUGCAGCUCACCGAGCGGCAGUAGUCUCAGCUGUACAGAAAGACUUGGCUCUGACACGUCUUAUUCCCCCAAAAGACCAGAGGGACAGAGCAGGCCCUGUCUGGAGAGAAACCUCAGUCAUGGAUCUGGAACCGGCAGUCGUAUCAAAUUCAGAGAUGAUGAUUUUCUGAGGCAGGGAUCGUCUAAAAAACUGAGGACAGAUCAGGUCAGAGCCCUGGAUUUCCAGCUGCAGAGAGGGGGCAUUCUGGGUGGUCACAUAAGCCACAGUGCUCCACCAAGCAGAGACUCCACACUGAAAAGGACCAAGGUCCAAACAGGUGGGACCUACAGGUGCCAAAAAGACUUAUUGCAGAUGGGUGUUCAAAGUGAGGACAGGAAGGGGCAGAGAGGAGAAGAGGCUCAGAGCCAGGACGGCCUUGUGUCAAUUCUCAAGCCUGUUUUUGUGAAGAAAGACAUUCCUAGAUCACCAGUUAAAGAACAAGACAGACGAACAAACCUGGGAAAACUGGCAAACAGUCAUUUGGCCAAGCUUUCUUUCUCCAACGGGACACUUCCUGCAGUGCAACAAGAAGACAAGAGAGGGUACAUCAUCCCCAGCUGUGACCCCCAGAAUUGCAAAACUCUGCUGGUGAAUGGAAAAGCUGGGACUCUGGAGCCUGUCGACAUCAAGCGAGCUCACAGCUCCAGCAACAUCGAAACGAAGCUGGAUGUAACGUUUCGCAGGUGUGCCUCUCUGCAGAGGAACGGGGACGUUGUGGUUCCUGCAUCGCACCGAGUCCUGCUGUCAGACAAGACUGGCUGCUCCACUUUACAGCGGACCAGAUACAGCACCACCUCCCUGGUGCCCAUGUGACAUCCCAUAGCGACCUCUGAAGACGAGGACCUCCCUUCUGGUUUCUGCUCUGAGCUCCAGCAGAA
Nematolebias whitei (Rio pearlfish) is the source of this 3822-nucleotide messenger RNA. Its product is annotated as ubiquitin carboxyl-terminal hydrolase 43. The transcript has 16 exons. Gene Ontology annotation, biological process: protein deubiquitination. Gene Ontology annotation, molecular function: cysteine-type deubiquitinase activity. The coding region runs from base 137 to 3757 and encodes 1206 amino acids. The record is from RefSeq and is a predicted model, not a curated record. NCBI's taxonomy places the organism in Eukaryota, Metazoa, Chordata, Actinopteri, Cyprinodontiformes, Rivulidae.